Messenger RNA from Penicillium soppii, 366 nucleotides. RefSeq lists its product as uncharacterized. The coding region runs from base 1 to 366 and encodes 121 amino acids. NCBI's taxonomy places the organism in Eukaryota, Fungi, Ascomycota, Eurotiomycetes, Eurotiales, Aspergillaceae. The record is from RefSeq and is a predicted model, not a curated record. The transcript has a single exon.
AUGCGUUGGACGUUUUCUGUUUUCACUGGCGCAAUUGCCCUUUCCUUAACUGGAAGCUCUCCAGCACCCCCGGAGCCAGAACAAAUUGAGGUGGUUGAAUUGCCUCUACCACCAGUCGCCCCAAGCAACGAAAUCGGCGCAUGUACAAUCUCAAUCAAUCCACAACGCACUGGCUGCAUUUGCAAAGCCUCAAGUUUUUUCCAAGCUGGCGACUUUUCUCCAGAUGGAAACCAUAUUGCGUUGACUGUGGAAUUUGUCGGUGCUCCAUCAGCACCAGAUCCUGCCAGCAUAUACACCGGCGAGCAGCUGAUUCUUGUGAAGACAGACGGCACAAACUUCACGACUGGGACCCCUGGAAAUGCUUAA